Molecule: messenger RNA, 3055 nt
Organism: Esox lucius (northern pike)
Lineage: Eukaryota; Metazoa; Chordata; Actinopteri; Esociformes; Esocidae
Gene: samtor
Product: base methyltransferase of 25S rRNA 2 homolog
Exons: 5
Coding region: 128-1300 (390 amino acids)
Biological process (GO): negative regulation of TORC1 signaling
Source: RefSeq, a predicted model, not a curated record
GUUGGUCAUGCAGCUGUCAGCUUUAGGAAAGCAUGUAUUUCGUAGGGAACCAAUCAGGCCGCGCGUUGUUGGUUUGUGGACCGGGUGCGACGAAGACAGACGUGAGAAAGACUAGCGGCGCAAGACUAUGGACCCGGUGAACAAUGCUGAGACCGGAGAGACAGAACCCGAACAGGAGCCGUUUUAUGUUCUUAUUCCGAAGGAAACGCGGUGCAAAAAGGAGCAGGAGAAACUGUCUGGUGUCGUUAAGAACGUCCAUAGGAAACUGCGAAGAAAAUACCGAGAAGUGGGAGAUUUUGAUAAGAUCUGGAGGGAGCACUGCGAGGAUGAGCAGACGCUCAGUGAAUACGCCCUGGCCAUGAAGAACCUGGCUGACAACCACUGGGCCAAGUCGUCCGAGGGAGAGGGUCGCAUCGAGUGGUGUCGCAGUGUUUGCCAGGAGUAUUUCCUGGAUGGUGGGAUGAAGAGAAUGUUGGAGAAGGAUGAGAAAAGUGCCCGGCUUGCCAUGGCCAUGUCGUCUUCCGCUCCGCCGUGUAGCGCCUCUCUCCCCAGGUCCAUCCCUCAGCUUGGUAAAAUGCGCUUGCUGGAUGUUGGCAGCUGUUUUAACCCCUUCCUGAAAUUUGACGAGUUCCUCACAGUCGGUAUUGACAUAGUGCCAGCAGUCGAGAGCGUCUACAAAUGUGACUUCCUCAACCUCCAGAUCCAGCAGCCUCUACAGCUGGCCGGCGACGCCGUGGAAGCCUUCCUGAGGCAGCUGCGUAGCCCCAUCGACACGCUUCCCGCACAGCUCUUCCACGUGGUGGUGUUCUCCCUGCUCCUCUCCUACUUCCCGUCGCCAUACCAGCGCUGGAUCUGCUGCAAGAAGGCCCACGAGCUGCUGGCCCUGCACGGCCUCCUCCUGAUCAUCACCCCCGACUCCUCCCACCAGAACCGCCACGCCCUCAUGAUGCGCAGCUGGCGCGUGGCGGUGGAGUCGCUGGGCUUCCGGCGCUGCAAAUACGUCAAGUUCUCCCACAUGCACCUGAUCGCCUUCCGCAAGGUGUCCCUGGACACCACCAGCGACCUCGUCAGCCGCAACUACCCGGAGAUGCUCUUCAUCCCUCAGGACUUCCAGUCCCCGGAGGAGGAGGACUACACCGACGUGCUGGUCCAGGCGCGCUCCGACCUGGAGGACGACCAGCUGGCGUGGGGUUUCACCGAGCUGCCGGACACCCCCUACGAGUCGGAUUCCGGAGAGAGCCAGAGCAGCUCGCUCCCUUUCCUCCACGAGCUGGAGGACCCCAUACUGCUGCAGAGCUAAAACCACACCAGCUACGACCCAGUCGGCUGCUCUUCUCGCUUCCUCUCGCUGGUCCUUACUCAGUCCCUAAUGCUGCCCUCUGGCCCUAACCUUUUUCUGGUUUGUAGGCCUGUAAGGCGGUGGCAAUAAGGUCGAAGCUUUGCCGUGGCACUGCUAAUACCUGUUCCCGGCCUUCAGAAAUGCUACAUGGAAGCUUUAGGGACAUGGGGUAGGGAGAGAGCAGUUUGAGACCGACUUUCUUUGUCCACAACUGCUGCGCUGCCAAAUUAACCUGCUGCAUUCUUUUCACUCCUUCCCUCUUAUCCCUUAACUAAACAAUGCAGUUUGCACAGACUGAAAGGAAAAAACGUUUACAGAAUUGUUUAUUUUUCGAUAUGAUACAUGGUUAGUCUCUCAACACAACCACACAUGCGCACACCCACACAGAUACUUUUUUUAUGAAGACUUUGUAGCAGAAUGCCCUCAGGAUAGAUGGAGAGUUAACCUGCCCCUUUGCUUUUCAUCCCAUCUUUGAUCUGUCCAGCUUUCAAACGAACCAAUAUUUGCUCCUUCAAAGGCGUUUGUUGUAAUCAGUAGUUAAAUAGUGAAUGUGCUUCAGUGCCAGCAAGCUGCUGACUUUAAAUCCCUCAAAGAGUUAGGGUGGAGAGAUUGAGAUGGAAAGAAGGAAAGGGAUGUUUGCUUCUAUUAGUUAGACGAGGCUCGACUUUCUAAUCAUUGGUGUGCAUUUUUUAAAUUCAACAACUAUUUUAAUUCAGCAUCUCUUUUGGCGGAUAUGUGGGUCUUUUACAAUAACGUGAGUUUUGUAGAAUUUUAAGCAUUUUCAAAACUAAGGUAGGCGUACGUGAUUACUUCUACUAAUGUGAAACUGUUAGGUGUUUCCCCCCGUGUGUAAUAUGGUACGAUUGUUGCAUAAUAGUCAUUACUCUCUUAGUCUCUGCUGGUGUAAAGAAACCGCUGUUUGAAUCGACAGAUGCAAAUUUACCUUCAAUGUUGUGAACCUGAAUAUUUAGAUUUUUCACUACUUCUUUCAAUUCUGUGUGAAUUAGUGUGUGGAUAGACCACAUUAUCUGAAUCAGUAGUAGGUCUGUAGUGAGGACUUUACUUAUUUUUAGGUUAACUGGUAGCUUCACAAUAGGUACUAGUAACAUAUGCAGAAAUAUAAUACUGACCAGCUAUGUAACAGUGACUUCAUCUCGUUUUAAUUUACAGUAUUUCAUAUCAAAGGAGACCAACAUUGGCCUUAAGCAACAUUCAUCAUUCAUUCCUGAAUACAUCACUUAUGUGUGUUUGUCGUUAUUAUUUAAUAUAUAUUGACUUUUUUAGGCAUAGGUUGCCAGUACAGAGUUAGUAAUUCAUUGCAUCGGUUAAUUUGACCUUAUCCCUUCAAAUGUAUUCUCAUCCACAACAUGGAAGUAUUUCCGGUUUGUACUCUGCUUAAAAGUUUUAACUCCAAAGUGUUUCCAAAAUUCUUAGAAGCUCUAAUACAAUUCCAAAUGAUUUGCCUCAAUGAGGUUUUGCACUAAUACCCUGCUGUUUCUUAAUUAGUCAAAUAAUCUAAUCUCAUCAAAGUUCAUUUUAGCAAUAGCCAGGUUUAUCCUGAAAGUACUGUAUCUUAUGGGGAAUGUUUUUCUAUGUUUUUUUUCCCCCAGUGACACUAGCACCCAAAUAUACUUAUUUGUGGACAUGUUUAUAAUGGUAUUUUCCGUGUGUGUGUGUGUGUGUGUGUGUGUGUGUGUGUGUGUGUGUGUGUGUGUG